Anguilla anguilla (European eel) is the source of this 1167-nucleotide messenger RNA. RefSeq lists its product as uncharacterized. The record is from RefSeq and is a predicted model, not a curated record. Lineage: Eukaryota; Metazoa; Chordata; Actinopteri; Anguilliformes; Anguillidae. The transcript has 2 exons. The coding region runs from base 1 to 897 and encodes 298 amino acids.
AUGUCCACCGCCGACCAAGAUGAACAUCUCUGGACAGAGGACGAUGCCGUAGAGACGCAACCGCAACCAGACGGUACAACCAGACAUGUCCAGGACGAAAACUCCACUUCCGUCCGUAGGAGUUCCCGCCUGGCAACCCACAGCCCCUCCAACCGAAGCGCUUCUAACUGGCCGGUGGAGAAAAUCCUGGAAGCCCUAUUUCGACGUGGACUGCACCCUCCCCUCGGAGCCAGCCACAAAGAACUCUUCAGUUUCCUGAUCGAGAAGGUUCCCGAUCUGGAUACGGCCACAGCCGCAGAAGGUCCCGCAGCCACACCAUCCGCCCCCAGGAGAGCUACAGCAAAACGCAAAAACUGCGCCCGCGCCCCCGAGUUCCCUACCGCAGCCACCGCCCCCGCCAAAAGGGCAAGAACACAACAGCCGUCCAAUCCAAAUAAGCAAAACAAAGACCCAGUCCUGGCCACCUUGCACAACAUCCAAUCUUCCCUCUCCCAGAUGGACGUCCGGAUCCAAGCACUAGAAGCUCCCUCUUCUACCUCAGAUCCCCGCUCCGCUACCUACUUCCAAGGGAACAACAGACCCGACAUCUCCCCGUCCGCCGUCGAUGAUGUCAGCUACGCGCCACCUCCUACCGUCAUGGCACCGCGGAGGACGCUGGCAACUGCAGUCCCCGCGGCCCUGGCUGGGGUGCCCUUCAUUCCUCCAGCGGCUGCCAUUUCUCCCCAGCUGCGAGCUUUCAUCCUGGCAGGAGUUCCGAACCCUGUGUCCAGACGCCGCACCUUCCAGCCUGCCAUGCCCAACCUUCAACCAAACGGUGCUAGACUAAAUGCCUCCUUGCAAACAUACCUGGCUUCCGCCUCCCACUACAUGAGAUCAGGACUGACCAAAUCUACAUAAAAAAUGUACGAUUCGGCAUGGUAUUACUUCUCCUCCUUCUGCGCCGCAUUUUCAGUCGCCGUCUCGCCCAUCAAUAUAUCAAUCGUCUGCGCCUUCGUAGUUCUAGAAAAAUGCAGCCUUCCUCCAUCAAGACACUCGUAGCAGGAAUCCAAUUCCAUUUAAGAUGUAUGGAUCCCUCGGUUGGUAGCCUGCUCGGGAAUCCAUCCCUUCGUCUGCUCUUCAAUGGCUUGAUGAAAAGAAGCCCUGAAAGCAUAGACAAACGUCUCCCCC